AUGCCCAUCACCGAACUCAUAUUCCCAACGUACAAGCUUGAUGCCGAGUCUCUUACGGCUUUGAAGACCAAUGAAUCCCACAUCUUCUCGCACCUUACAAACGUCAAUGGUCUCCAAGCCGCCUUCAACGGGCAAAUCCUCGAACAUAAUGGAUCUCCAGUUGAUCCAAAGAACGUCAGAACAUUGCUGGUUUUAGCGUCCUUCGAUGCUUUCUAUCCCAAGUCCGAAAAGUUCCAGGCCUUCAUUAAUUCGGUGAAGCCUUUCGUCGCAGCUCCUGCCGUGCCGGAACUCUACGAACAGCAAGAACGAUCCAUCGCCUGUACGUCGACGAAUGUUACACAGAUAUUUAAGUCAACAACAAGCGACACAAUAGAAAAGGCGUGGGAACAGCUGAAGAGCUCGAUUCGAGAUCAAUACUCGAUUGCAGAUGCGCCAGCCUUUUACCAUGCGACUGGAAUCAAGAACGAUCAGGGCAAAUUUCUAGGGUUGAUCGGGUGGCAGAAUCUUCAGAGAGACAGACACAUCCGUCGGUCAAUAUUGUGCUUUCCGGACAGUGCUGGGCUGACUCACGAGAAUAUUCAGGAAUAUGAACGUGUUGGAAAGACCAGCGCCGUAAUGGCGCGCAUCCACGAACUGAGCAACGAGGCUGGCGGAGAGGUGGAGAAUCUCGUGGUGCAACUGGGCCAAAUCUAG
Messenger RNA from Fonsecaea monophora, 693 nucleotides. RefSeq lists its product as hypothetical. Lineage: Eukaryota; Fungi; Ascomycota; Eurotiomycetes; Chaetothyriales; Herpotrichiellaceae. The transcript is spliced from 3 exons. The coding region runs from base 1 to 693 and encodes 230 amino acids. The record is from RefSeq and is a predicted model, not a curated record.